GCUGAAGAUCAAGUUGGGCGCAAGCAAGGUGGUAUUUCGCGACGCUGAUAAGAAUCUUCGCACGGCAGGUAUCCACUCCCGGGCAGACGGGAUGCCGGCGAGGUGAACCUUGGUUGAAUGCGUAAUCACUAACGAGCUACAGCGUCGAGAAAAAUAGCACAAACAGUGAGUAUAAGUAAGUGAGGACAACCGAAGUGGAGGUGAAGACGAGUAGGUCUUGCAGGGACAAGACAGCUCCCAAGACUGCGUGAAACAGGGAGUCAGCAGCAUGAUCAGCAAGGUUGUUGGCAGCGGGCCGGAGGAAUAAAUAGAGAUACGACCCCACGUCUAGCGUCGUCGGCAGAUUGGACAAAACUGCGAGCAAGUCGCUUCAAACAUGGCGGACCAAGCGAAUGAAGGUGGGCGAGAGUUGGAUCUGGAAAAGGAGUUGUCGUGCUCGAUCUGCACCGACGUACUCUACCGGCCUCUGACGUUGCUCGACUGUCUGCAUACUUUCUGUGGAAGCUGCCUGAGAGAAUGGUUCGCAUGGCAGGCCUCAUCGAGGGGCCAUGUAUAUUCAUGUCCAGCAUGUCGAGCUGCCGUGCGCGAUACACGGCCGAAUGCGACUCUUACCACUCUGCUCGAGAUGUUCUUGCAAGCCCACCCUGACAAAGGCAAGACGGCCCAAGAUAAGCUGGUUAUGGACAAGACGUAUAAGCCCGGAGACGACGUUAUACCGCCUGUGGAUCUAGGUCAGGUAUCAGACGAUGAUGAUGAUGAGGAAGAGCAACGUAUGCUGGCACAGGCGCGAGAGCUGAGUCUUGACGAUGUUGGCCUAGGAAGUCGUUCUACACACCGCCCACGCCAGAGGCAGACAAACCUCCCUCGUCCUCGUCGUCAUGCAGACUCGCCACAAUCUGGUCAAGCAGACGGCUUGUCGCAUCAGUCCAGCAUACGCUCGCUAUUGAGCCAGUCUGAUGUCGACUUAGGCGAUAUGGAGGACGAAAUCAUGCGUCACAUCAUCGAUCAUGGUCUCCUGGACGGAAUGGAUCUCAACAACCUGACUCCGGACCAGGAAGAUGCCAUCACUGACUCGAUUGCUCAAGCAUAUCGCUCUCGUCGUCGUCAAGACCGCCGUGACCGUGACCGUGACCGUAAUCGUGAACGCUCUGCUGCUCGCCACUCUCCAGCCAUCCAGACCCAUCGUCAUACUCCUCGCUCGUCAACAACCAGACAUUCUCCCUCAACCUCGACACACCGACAACCUACUUCAACUGCAACAACACGUAGCCCUCAUGCCCUGGCUCCGGUCCAGGAUCAGCCAUCUCCAGCCAGACGUCGCGCUGCUUCAGCCAAUCACACUCAUCGAUUGAACGCUGCUUCCGGUCGCCCACGACAUUUAGUCCCUGACUCGCCCUCGCGUCCUUCGAAUCACAGUUCACCUGCCUUGCCAAUGUCUGCUCGAGAAGAGCCAUCAUCGGACGUGCUAGCUCCUUCGAUUGCUUGUUCAAGAUGCGAGAAGCCUGAUAUACAGCACUCACUAUACUAUAACUGUGACAAGUGCUCAGAUGGUAACUUCAACUUGUGCAUCGAAUGCUACCGCACAGGGAAAGGUUGUCUGAACUGGUACGGCUUCGGACACGCAGCCAUGACUCGAUAUCGUCCGCAAGCUGCCUCUCGCUCCGAACGUGCGGAUCACGGUGUUCCUCAUGUCUUGUUAGCCAGGCGUUACGUCCAAAACUCUACGCGAUUAGAGCAAGGUCUGUUCUGUGACGGCUGUCAGGCUUUCGCAGAUGCUUGCUACUGGCAUUGUAACUCAUGCAAUGAUGGCGCUUGGGGCUUCUGUAAUGCCUGUGUUGAACAGGGCAAACACUGCUCUCAUCCACUGGCCUCUGUGGCGCAUGUUUCUCAAGCGCCCACUCCAUCCCAGCGACGUUCACCCACCGAUCUAUACCCGCCGUCUCUCACGUCUACUGGCUCUGCCUUCCACUUUGCGGUUCCCUCUAGCCAUGCCCCCACCCUUCCUCACGUCUCUGACCCCGCUUCAUACGUACCGAUAGUAUUGACGUCCUACUGCGAUAUCUGUCAAUACUCUAUUCCAUCCUCCCACGCUCGCUUCCACUGUAACACCUGCAACGAAGGUAACUACGACAUUUGCAACUCCUGCUACCACUCCCUUGUCAACACAGGCAAGAUAGCUCGAAGCAACGGCCCUUCGGGCUGGCGCCGCUGUCUUCGCUCCCAUCGCAUGAGCGUCGUCGGCCACGAGGACAGAGAAGGUGGAUCCCACCGCAUUGUAGUCCGAGAGAUCGUCGGCGGCUGGGCCCUCAAAGACGACAUCUCCGCCACUCCUACAUCCACACUCACAUCUGCAACUACACAACAAGACCAAUGGCGCUGGAAAGAAAACGACGGCACUUCCAUGGCAACCACCUCCACCUCGAAGUUCCCCAGUUCCCCACAUCUCCUCCCUCCCGAUGGAGGGAUAGGUCUACGCGCUCAAGCCAUAUGGUCUUAUUUCCCCAGCGACGAUGCAAAAGAUGAAAUCCGCUUCCCCCGUAAUGCGCUGAUAACGGAAGUAGAGGAUAUAAACGGAGAUUGGUUCUGGGGUAUCUAUUGCGGAGACAAGGGACUGUUUCCUGGUAAUUAUGUCAGGAUCGUUUGAUAUGCAUUGCAUACACAUCCAGCGGUCUUGCAUCUGGCAGAAGCGAACUAGUGGGAGUUGCUGAUCAUGCAGUAAGGACCGUGAGUGUAAAGCAUUGGGCAUGGAAAAGCACGAGGGCAUGAGAUCCCCCCAAAUCUUGGAUGCAGGAGAUGCAUGUUCCCCGGAAUUUUCUUUGCUGUAUGGACGUUUCCUUUUUGCCCAUGGAGUGCAUGCAGUAGCAAAGUUGCGACCGUUGUUGAUUUGGGGAAAAGUCAUGCAAUGCAAGAUGGACGAUUCUAAUGAGACACAUGACACCACCCGUUACAUCUUUUCUGUGCCCUGGUGUGCCCUGUUGCAUAUUUUCGCAUUCGCAUAUCUCUCUUUGCAAGAAAAGUAAAAAUAAAAAAACAUACUUGCAUCAAAUAGUUUGAUAUCUU
Molecule: messenger RNA, 3060 nt
Organism: Aureobasidium subglaciale EXF-2481
Lineage: Eukaryota; Fungi; Ascomycota; Dothideomycetes; Dothideales; Saccotheciaceae
Exons: 2
Coding region: 377-2644 (755 amino acids)
Biological process (GO): ubiquitin-dependent protein catabolic process; protein ubiquitination; mitotic cell cycle checkpoint signaling
Cellular component (GO): nucleus
Molecular function (GO): protein binding; ubiquitin-protein transferase activity; metal ion binding
Source: RefSeq, a predicted model, not a curated record